Messenger RNA from Loxodonta africana (African savanna elephant), 3240 nucleotides. RefSeq names its product olfactory receptor 5K4-like. NCBI's taxonomy places the organism in Eukaryota, Metazoa, Chordata, Mammalia, Proboscidea, Elephantidae. Gene Ontology annotation, cellular component: membrane. Bases 719 to 1681 code for a protein of 320 amino acids. Gene Ontology annotation, molecular function: odorant binding; olfactory receptor activity; G protein-coupled receptor activity. The record is from RefSeq and is a predicted model, not a curated record. The transcript has a single exon. Gene Ontology annotation, biological process: G protein-coupled receptor signaling pathway.
AUUACCAAACCUGAUAACAUUAGAUACGAUACUUACAAUAAGAGAGAAGAAAUAUUAGGAUAAAUGGAUCAUUAAGAGUAAUAACUUUUGGGGUGAUUUGUUAUAGUGUGAUAGGAGUAGGAUCCAAAGUGUGUUGAGAUAAAUAUAAAGAUUAUAUCCGAAUUAACUUAUUAAUAGAAUUUAAGAUGUUCUAUAUUCUUACCCUGGCUUGAAGGAUGAACAAAUAUUUCUUUUACACAUCCCUUGGUGACCUUAUCUGUGAAGGGGUACUAAGAUAGGGAAACCAUUUAUCAAACUCACUGUGAUAUGGAGAGUUCUCAAAUAAUAACAUGUAAAAUGUUUAAAGAACAAUUAUUUCCAAACAUUGAUCCCACUAGGAUAGUGCUUAAAACUUUUUUCUUUAAGAAAAAAAUACUGUAAGAAAAUUGUCUUUUACUUUUGAAAAUGCCAAAUUAUUUAUACUGACCAUGAAUUUGUAUACUAACACGGGAUAAUUCAGGCAGAUUUCCACCUAGAGCAUUCCAGACAAUCCCUGCAUACAGAUUCUGUGAUAUUUUUCUUCUUACAUGACUUGGCCUGUUGUGUAUGUGCUGGCUUUCAGGACAUAGCACAGGAUGAUUUAAGAGGAGGUUUUCUUUUUGUGCCUAGGGAAAUUAUACAGGAAAGUAGGCGCUCUAAUUUAGAACCUGAUUUCUCCACAGUUUUUGUCUCAACAGAAAUGUCAGGAAUGGCUAAAGAGAAUCGCUCCUUGACAACUGAGUUUAUCCUCAAAGGAUUUACGGAUCACCCAGACCUGAAGGCCCUUCUGUUUGUGGGGUUCUUUGCUAUUUAUCUGAUCACCAUGGUGGGGAAUCUUGGUUUGGUGGUGUUGAUUUUCAUGGAGCGCCGUCUCCACACACCCAUGUACAUCUUUCUGGGCAACCUGGCUCUGAUGGAUUCCUGCUGUUCCUGUGCCAUUACCCCCAAGAUGUUAGAGAACUUCUUUUCUGAGGACAGAAUGAUUUCCCUCUAUGAAUGCAUGGCACAAUUUUAUUUUCUCUGUCUUGCUGAAACUGCGGACUGCUUUCUCCUGGCAGCAAUGGCCUAUGAUCGCUAUGUGGCAAUAUGUCGUCCACUGCAGUACCACACCAUGAUGUCGAAGAAACUCUGCAUUCAUAUGACCAUAGGGUCCUUCAUAGCUAGUAACCUGCAUUCCAUGAUUCAUGUUGUGCUUCUAUUAAGGUUAACCUUCUGCAGGUCUAAUCAAAUUGAUCACUUUUUUUGUGAUAUUUUGCCAUUGUACAGACUAUCCUGUACUGACCCAUUUAUUAAUGAACUAAUGAUAUAUAUUUUUUCAAUGCCUAUUCAAGUCUUCACCAUUGCCACUGUCUUCAUCUCUUAUCUCUGCAUCCUUUUCACCAUUUUCAGAACUAAACCCAAAGAGGGGAGAGGUAAAGCCUUUUCUACCUGUGCAUCUCACUUUCUCUCUGUCUCAAUAUUCUACAUUUGUCUUCUCAUGUAUAUUCGACCAUUUGAAGAAGGGGAUAAAGAUAUACCAGUGGCAAUUUUUUAUACAAUAGUAAUUCCUUUACUAAAUCCUUUUAUUUACAGUCUGAGAAAUAAGGAGGUGAUAAAUGCUUUAAAAAAAAUCAGGAGGAACUAUAAUAUUCUUAAACAAACUUUAUCCUCUACAACAAAUUGAAGUUAAUUUACUAAAAUCUUCCAUUAAAAAAGAAAAAUAUGUUUUAUAAAAAAUAUUAAUCUCUAAGCCAUUAGGCUGUGUUUGUUAAGAUGUGAAUGACUGGAAUUUCCAUUCUGCCAGACCUUAAUCCAAUAUUUUAUAUGUUUAUUGGCCAUUUUCAUUUCUUCUAUGGACUGUUCAUUUUUCCUUGGUUUUACCAAUUUUUUCCUCAUUUAUUUGUACCACUGCAGAUAGAGAAGAUAUUAAAAUGGUGUGACUAUUAGUGGCAAAUAGUUUCUCAGUGUGUUGAUAGUCUUUUGAUAUUUGUUUGUGAUAUUUAUAUUUGAUAAACAUUUUAAUGUGAUAUAAUCACAUUUAUUGUUUUUUUCUUAGGUGGUUUAUUUUAUGCUUAUUUGUUUAGAAUUUCUUUCCUUAAUCUGAGGUCUGAUAUUAACUAAUAUUUCUUUUUCUCUUUUUCUUCUUCAUUGUCUCCUCCUCUUUCUUUCUGCCUUUCUCUUCUGAUAGUUUAAAUUUACUUUUGACUCUUAAUACUUCCUGAAACUUAUUUAGCACAUGGCAUGAGUUGAGGAUGUACCUUUUCUUUCUUUUUUUUUAACCUGUGUCUUCCAAAAUAGUCCACAGAUCUUAGUUUGAAUAAAUAUUAAAGGAGGACUUCUUUGGGAACCAGAAAAAGUCAUGCUACAAUUUUCUAGAAUUCCUUAAAAAAAAAAAAAGCAAUAAAGCAAAUACUUUGUGUACUAAAUAUUAAAAUAUACGAUGAAGCUCUAAUAUUUAAAACCGUUAACUUUUAGAUCAAGAAUCAAUAGAUGGAUCAAUCAAACAGAUCAUAUAAUUCAAAAGUAAAUUUCUGCAUUAAAAAAAAAUUGCCAUUGAGUCAUUCCAACUCAUAGCCACCCUAUAAGACAGAGCAGAACCACCUCAUUGAGUUUCCAGGGAGCAGCUGGUGGAUUUGAACUGACAACCUUCUGGUUUGCAGUUAUAGCACUUAACCACUACACCACCAGGGUUUCCAGAAAAUAAGAAGUGCACUAUAAAUCAAUGAAGAAAGAUAUGUUCAUUUAAAAAAUGGUUCUAUGUCAAUAAGUUAACUGUUUAUCUUUUCCAUUUAUGUUGAAAUUUAUAUGCCCCCUUCAUUCAGAGAUUAUUUUAUAAACAUAAUUUGUAUUCCCUUUUUUUUAUAGCAGUAAUUUUUAUAUAUACCAUUUUCAUUCAGCUGGAAUUUAUUUUUAAAUGUUGUGAAGUAAGAAUUAAAAUUUGAUUUAUAAUAGAUAACAAGUAGCUCCAGAAGCAUUUCUUAACUAGUUCUUCCCUUACUCACCAAUUUCACAUGCCGUCUUUUUACAUGUGUACACUCACAUGUACGUGCACAUAAACCGAAAACCAGUCCCAAUGCCGUCAAGUGGAUUCCAACUCACAGCGACCCUACAGGACAGAGUAGAACUGCCCCAUAGGGUUUCCAAGGAGCACCUGAUGGGUUAGAAAUGCUGACCUUUUGGUUAGCAGAAGAACACUUAACUAGUGUGCCACCAGGGCUCCAUACAAGCACAUAUGAGGUCUAU